Messenger RNA from Exophiala oligosperma, 1645 nucleotides. RefSeq lists its product as uncharacterized. Bases 342 to 1190 code for a protein of 282 amino acids. Gene Ontology annotation, molecular function: SNARE binding; SNAP receptor activity. Gene Ontology annotation, cellular component: SNARE complex; endomembrane system. The record is from RefSeq and is a predicted model, not a curated record. Gene Ontology annotation, biological process: vesicle fusion; intracellular protein transport. NCBI's taxonomy places the organism in Eukaryota, Fungi, Ascomycota, Eurotiomycetes, Chaetothyriales, Herpotrichiellaceae. The transcript has a single exon.
CGACGGCCGAUGGUUACGAGGCUGGUACGGAGUACUUGAUCACAACUCCAGCUGACCAUCUUCGAGGUUCAUUCCAUUCUCUACAAACACAACUCUUGUGCCUCUAGUCAAUCGCUCAUCUCAAUGCGCCGUGAAAAAGUCGGGGGACGUACACAACUCCAGUCGCUUCCCACAGAACCUUCUUCUCUUCGCCUACGAGCACGCUCACUCACACCAACCUCAAGGACCGAAACUGCAGUCUACAACACGGCUCAACCGACGCCGCAGACAGGCAUCCGUCAACCCUACACAUCGACCCUCCCCUACUCCUCGUCCUGCACGUCUUCUCCAACUAGCCCGCCAUGUCGAAUCCAUCCCAGCUCCUUCUUUUAGCCGACCACAUCAAACUCUCGCUCUUGGAACGUCAGCGCGCCAUCUCUCUCAACCUCGACCCCAACCCAUCUCAAGAUUCCAACGUCGCCCGCUCGUUAGAAUCCUUCCGCGAAGGCAUCGAUUCCCUCUCGUCGAAUCCCGACGCCGACACCGCAGCCCUCUCCCGACUACGCUCCCAGUACGGCGACCUCGCCCGGCAAUUCCACGGCGAACCACCCUCCACCACCAGUCCCACCACCCUCUCCUCUCCCAACGACCCGUCCCUCGAGGAAGACUUCACCCGCGCCCAGUCGCGCAAGUCCAACGAGGCACCGAGACCCCGUCGGUCCUCGAACCUGCGCACCCCGUCGUCAAAUCAUCAGGCGCCGUCCAAGAAUGUCCGGUUCCGCGACAACCCGUCCCAGGAGUCUCUCAACGACGCCGAGGACGAGGCGACCCGCGCCGCCCUCUUUCCGUCCCGGUACACCGACGGCGAUGCGAAUCGCGCCCAGACCCCCGACCCGACGGAGUCCAUGGACAACGUGCAGAUACACGCCUACCACCAGCAGGUGAUAGCCGAGCAGGACGAGCAGCUCGACAGGUUGGGGGAGAGUAUCGGGCGUCAACGUCACCUGGCCAUGCAGGUCGGCGACGAGCUCGAAGGGCAAAUCGCGCUCCUGGACGAGGUCGACCGGGGCGUGGACAGGCAUCAGGGCAGACUCGACGGGGCGAAGAGGAGGUUGAAGACGGUCAGUCAACGGGCGAAGCAGAAUUGGGGCAUGACGACAAUUAUAGUAUUGAUUGUCAUCUUGGUUUUGUUGAUUGUUCUCUUGAAAUGAGAGUCUAGAAAAAGAGUGACGCUAAUGGAGGACGAGGAUCAAGAACAAAGGCUUUGAUUUUCUGGACGAGAGCGAUAACGACGAGGCAGAGGAGUUGAUACAUCCUGCCUUCUGAUACGGUGGUGGUAAGAGCCGCCUUCGGGCAUGAUAUACCAUACCCUCGAUUUCAAGGUGCCGGUGUAUAUAGGUGGAUUCUUUGAGGUUGACGAGGGGAACAGUUGUAACAUACAUGCUUGCUGAGCGAGUUCAUUCCAUGAGGUACGCAUCGGCGAAGAAUGGGUCGUUUUACACUACACUCUCUGCAGAUUGCACACUGCAGACUGAAGAGGAUCUUGGUAACCUAUAGCUUACCUUGCCUUAUCCGAGUACCAAUCUAGGUACCAAUCCAGGUUGGAAGUCCGGCGCGAAGUAAUUACGAUUAAUGAAAUGAAGAUUAGAAAAAAAAAAGAUUCUAG